Naegleria lovaniensis is the source of this 3297-nucleotide messenger RNA. RefSeq lists its product as uncharacterized. The record is from RefSeq and is a predicted model, not a curated record. Lineage: Eukaryota; Heterolobosea; Eutetramitea; Acrasida; Naegleriidae. Gene Ontology annotation, biological process: antibiotic biosynthetic process. Gene Ontology annotation, molecular function: hydrolase activity, acting on carbon-nitrogen (but not peptide) bonds, in linear amides. The transcript is spliced from 2 exons. The coding region runs from base 1 to 3297 and encodes 1098 amino acids.
AUGGCCCAACCACGACAUCGAUCCAACAAGCCUUCGUGUUCGGCAUCGGUUUUUUGGCUCGUCUUCAUCUCGGUGGCCACCAUAUUCUUUUCGGUUCCCUUUUUCUAUUUGAUUGCUACCAUUCCGCAUCUGAUUGCUAUCUGUAAUUCAUUGUUUGCGUUUGUGGUCUUGUCAUUGGUUGGAUUUUUAUUGAUUUUAUCGUUAUGGGUCGCCAUCAUGCUGAGAGAUGCUCGAAAACAACGAAAAUCAAAAUCAGACCUUCCUCCUAAUUUAUCUGCUUCUCGUAAUGGAUUCGAUGAAGAAUUUGCUGAAUUACAUGACUCUGAGGACGAUGACUCGGACGACCAUUAUGAAAAUUAUAAUCAAGAUAUGAUCAGUGACGAACAAAGUUUAAUUUCAGUUGGAAAUAGAGGCGUCACAAAUGUCGAUGCUUCUUCUGCUCAACAACAAGAACAGCCAUCCAAUGCAGCUGCGUCUCUCAUUGAAGAAACUCGUAGAAAUCAAGCAUAUCAACAAACAACGGAAUAUAUUUUGAAAUUUUUACAAUUUGGAUCAUUUCUGGUCUAUUUUAUCAUGUUGAUAGGUUUGGUGAUUUUUUCAGUAUGGAUUGGAACUACAAAAAACGCAGCACAAGGACUAACACGUGGAACAUUGAAUAUGAAAACUCUGGUCGACGAGUCAGCAUACAACCCAACCUAUAAGGAUGCAUUGUCCUACGCUUCGAAAUUUAUGGAUAGUCUCAAAAAAGGAAGUGUGAGUGUGGAUCGUGACGCCAAUGACGUGAUUCACAUUUCAGCACCGGAUGAAUACAGUUUGUAUUUCACACAAGGAUACGUUCAUGCUCAGGAGAGAUUGUGGCAAAUUGAUACUUUGAAACGAACGCUUCAAGGAAGUUUAUCUCAAACAUUUGGUGUCAAUUUACUAUUUUCUGACCGAUUCUAUCUUACUUUGGGUCUGUACGAAGCUGCGCAACGAGAUUACAAAUUAUUGAAUAGCGCUGAUAAGGAUAAAUUAGAUGCCUAUGCGAAUGGUUUGAGUUUUUAUGUGAAAACCAUGCCAGCAAUUCCUGUCGAGUAUCAACUCAUUGGUUACAAACCUACCGUAUUCACUGGAGUCGAUAUUUUGGCACAUCACAAAUACUUGUCCCUCACUCUCUCUGGAAAUAUUUAUUCAGAAAUUCAAAGAUAUGAAUUGGAUGUGUUAGGUUUGUCAGCCUCAAGAAUUUCGACCAUUCUUCCAAACGAGUAUCCCAAUGGUUUUCCAUUCAUUUCACAACCUAAAACCAAUCUCAACACAAAUAUUACCUACUCGACUAGAGUCACCAGCCAACAACAAACGAAUACUCGUCAAGUGAAUAAUUUGGGUUUUGGUAGUAACCUGUUGGAUUUUGCCAAGACAAGCGUUUAUGGACUCUUUGAGAAUAUUCUCUCUGGUGUGAAUGAUUUGACUGAUAUUUUCUCAUCCUCAUCAACCAUUAGACAACGAUUGGCUUGGUCUGUUUUUGAUCCACAAAACAUUUUCUCAUCACCCAUUGCCAAUAAGGGACCUUACAUGCAAGCAUCUAAUAAUUGGGUCAUUUCUGGAGAUUACACACAAGGAAAACAACCUCUUCAUGCAAAUGAUAUUCAUCUUCACUUACAAGCUCCAAACAUGUUCCUUCUCAUGCAUUUGAAAGUGACUGGAACAACUCCAAUGGAAACUAUUGGUGGAUCUAUCGCUGGAUUGCCAUGCAUUAUUAUUGGUAGAAAUGGAAAUGGAAUUUCAUGGUCUUUCACAAAUGCUGGUGCUGACACGAUGGAUUUGUAUGAAUUGCAAGAAACAGAGGAUGGUUCUGGUUACAUUUAUAAGGGAAAAACAAUUCCAUAUACUGUGAAAUCAGUCACAUUGAAUUUGAAAGAUGGAGGAAGGGCAAUUUUCAACAUUACAUCCACACAAUUUGGACCUCUCAUCGCUGGAUCUCUUGGUGACUCGUUGUAUCCCGUUCGAAACUUACCAAAAAAGAAACGUCUCGCUCUCCGAUAUUUGGACACCAACAUUCAGGACACGAGUUUAUUGACAUUCUUUACCAUUCCAACUGCUAAAAAUUUUGAUGAAUUUGAUAAGGCAUUUGGCAAAUUGACAGCUCCUGUUCUUCAUGUCAUUUAUGCAGAUUCCAACAAUAAUAUUGCGUACACAGCUGCUGGUCGAGUUCCACUCCGAACAAAACCCGAUGAAAAUUUGGGUCUACGACCAGUCAAGACCUAUGUGACUGCCGAAGAAGAUUAUUCAUGGGAUAUUGAUCCAUUGACCAACCAAUUUGUCACUGCUCCCUAUGACACUCUUCCAGAUUUGACUCCAACAGAGGUCAAACAACAAAAAGCAUCAUUUAUUUUCUCUGCCAAUAACAAACCAGAGACUCCAUCCAUUAUUCGAAUUACCAAUGAUUAUGGUUUACUCUAUGCAAGAUCCAUGAGAAUUCAAAGUUUAAUUUCAAAUUUAGUAACCACUCGAACCAAUAUUACUUUACAAGACAUGACUGCUCUUCAAAUAGACAGUGUCAGCAUGUUAUUUAUCAUGAAUCGAAACAUUUUCCAGAAAAUGAAACCAUUCAAAGACGAAUAUCACGAAAAAAUUCGAAAACAAUUAGUGGAUUGGAAUGGCGACAUGGUACCUGAUUCAAAACUUGCUACCAUUUUCGAAUAUUGGCUCAAAUAUAUUACCAAACUGGCUUCCAAUGAGACACAAUACGAUCAAACCAAGUUACCAUUUUCAAAAGAUAAUUCAUUCCCUCCUUCGACACGAUAUGCAUUAACAGUAAUGCAACAAGAAAUUUCAAAUCCUUCCGCAGCAGUGGAUCCAAAUUGUGUGAAAUUUUCAAGUGACAAGACUUGUAUUGGUUUUGCACGAGAUCAACUGGAAGCCGUUCUCAAAGUAUUACGUUCGAAAUUUUCAUUUAUUCCAGCAUAUUCUUCGUAUAGAAUUCAUCAGACACGAUUUACACAUCCAUUGUUUGGAGCGUAUGGAUUGACAGGAUGUUUGGGAACAAGAAUUUCAAGACGAUCUGGUGGAACAGAUACGAUCAAUGAAGGUGCACCAUCCGAUGAUACUUUAUCGAAUAGUUUUGGACCUGCAUAUCGACAAGUGAUUGAUCAUUCGAAUUUAGAAGCAAGUGUAUUUAUCAUACCAAUGGGACAAUCUGGAAAUAUCUUUGCCAAGACCUAUGAUAAUUAUUUGCAAGCUUGGGAAAAUGGAGAAUAUGUGCCCAUGAAGACGAAGGAUUAUGUAGUGAAGGAAACACUUUCGAUUGUGGAAAAGUAG